AUGAAAUUUAUAAUAUUUGAAUAGUUGUCAUGUUUAGCUCAUUUAACUCAUAAUACCCAACCAUCUGAGUUUUGGAUUAUAUUGAUUGUUUUAAUUACCAAUCUUUAAUACCUAGCAAUAAUGUUACCUAUAAGUGGUUGGAAUUUAUGGAAAUACAGCAAUGGACACUUUUACCUUUUAUCAAAACUUGCUUAAGCCUCUUUGAUUAUACCUUUUAGCUUUGAAUCUAAUUUUAACUUUGGAGAUGUUGUAUUUGGCAUUCUCAUUCUACUCCUGUUCACUUUUAUAAUAAUCAUCAUUAUCUUAGUGAUUCUAGGAAUACAAGAUGAUAUAAAUCCUCUUUAACAUUAUUAACUUAGAAAACUCAUUUUUUAUUUCAUUAUACUCAGUACUACAAUAUUUUAAUUGCCAAUUCUAUUUUUAUUAAUACCAUUCAUAAUGAUAGGAAGAACCAAUUUUAAUUAAGAGUUAACAAUUUUUAAUGUAAAAAGUAUUUUGAGUCUAGUAACACUAUUUAUAUUCUCAAUAUUUGUAUUUUUGCAACAAUAUUUUUUGAGGGCGUAUACAUUUGUACCUUUUAAUUAUUUAUAAUAAAAGUUUAAUGGAUUGCAAUCAAUUUAAUACUGUCUCUCAAUUUUAAUUACAAUUUUAUAUUUAGUUGAAUAUGAUACAAUUGUUUAAUAUAUUCAAAUAUUAAUCAUAUUCUUAGUUAUAAUUUUGAGAUUAGUAGAAUCAUUUUUUAUGAAACCAUCUAUUCCUUUAGUUAAUCUAUUGUAAUUUUCAUUUAAUUUUACAUUAAUUGCAAUCCUAAUUAUUUUAAGUAUUAACAUUUUUACUCAUAAUGAAUAUAUUUUCUAAGAAGAUUAACUUAUUUAUGUUUUAAUGUUAUUGGGUCCAAUGGCAUUCCAUUUAAGUAAUUAAUUUUAUAUUAUGAAAUGUUUAUCAGUAUUUGAUUAUGAAGUAACACCAUUCACUUGUAUACAUUAUACUUAAGAAAUGCAUUUUCAAUAUUUAAUAACAUGUGAAAAUUAGAAAAAUAAAGAAUUCUUUUAACUUUAUUAAUAUUGGAAGGGACAUAAGGUAGUUUGUUAAAAACAUUGGUUAAAAUAGAAUUAUAAAACAGAUUACAAUUAGAUUUAAAAAACUCAUCAAACUAUCUUCUGUAUCUUAAAUACAGAAUUAGAGAGAGCAUAAUAAGAUUCUAGAACAGCUUAUGAAGAAUUAUAAUUGUUAUAUAUAAGUUAUGUGGCUUAAUUCUGUAAAAAGCCACUCUUAGCUUAUGUAGAAUUAAAACGAUAUCAAAGUAAAUAAUAAAUUCAAUCAUUUUACUUUAUUUCCAUAAGAUAUCAAAUGAGUAUUUAUCUUUAAACUCUUAUUAAAAAUCAAUAAUAAACUAAUUAAUAAAUAUAUGGAUAAUCAAAAGUUGCUAUUACUGAAAGAUAAUUAAGUAUAUAAUCAAUCUUUGAAGCUCUCUAAUUUCAAGAUUAAUUUAUUCCUAGUGUUAUAGAAUUAUUAAAUGAUAAGAUCAAUUUUUGGAAUAGAUAAAUCAAAGGGUUUAAUAAUAUUUAUGAAUUAGAACGAUUAGCUAUAUAUUAAAGCAAAAAGAUCUUUAAUUUAGCUAAUUAAAUUAAUAAAUAUUGUUCAAUAGAUAUUAAAAAUUUAGAUCAUUUAUCAAUUUCUAAUAAUGUAUAGGAUUUGAAAUUAAUAUCUAUUUUUUGUAGUGCUAUUAUGAAUGAUUAUUAUAGUACUUAAAUAUGUGAAAAUGCUAUUAGUGAAAUUUAUAAUAUUGAACAUACACUUUAAGAAGAUACAAUGACAAAUCUAUCAUUUAUUUAAGAAAGAGCAGUAAUUUUAAUGUUAAGUUUAGUUAAGAAUAGAGGUAGAAUAAUAAAUUAAGAUAAGAAAAUGAUAUCUUAAUUUUUUAAUUAUAAUGAAUAAGAAUUUGCUUAAAUAGAUAAUAUAUCAGGAUUAAUGCCAACCUUUUUUGCAGAAAAACAUGAUAAAUUAUUAUUAAAUUAUUUGUAAACUGCUAAAUCUUAAUUUUUUGAUGAUUAUAAUUAAGUUUUUGGUAAAUCAAAAGAAGGUAUGAUAAUUUCAUAUUAACUUAAAUUGGAUAAUAAUUUUAGUGAAUUAGAUGAUUAUGUUUUGAUUGGUUGUCUUUCAUAAAUAAAAAAAUCAGCAGAUUAUUUAUUAUUUAGUGAUGAUGGAUUUAUAAUUGGAAUGACUGAGAAUUUUUAUUCAACAAUUAUUGAUUCUAAAGAUUAAUCAUAUAGAAUAUUACAUGAUAAUUUGAGUUAAUUAAAUGCUUUUUUUUUAAUUCCCAAUAUGAUGGAAUUAUUAAAUGAAUUAAAGAAUACUUAUGGAAAAGAUUCUAUUUAUGUUUAAUAAGAUAAGUUUUAUAAAAUCUGGAAAUAUCAUAAUAAUAAAGAUUUAUAUGAUAUGUCUAUUAAAUUUGGAUAUUCAUCUAAAUAAAAUUCUUUUAUUAAUGAUAGUAGUUUAUUUAAAUCUAGAGCCUCAUUUGCUUCUAUUGAAAAAGAAAAGGCAGAUAUUCAAAUAUACUAGUAAUUAGGAUAAUCUAUUGGAGAGAAUAAAAAGUUAAAAGGAGUUUCAAUUUUAUAAGGAUUAACAAUCUACAGUGUUGCAUUCAAUAACUAAUUAAUUAAUUCAUUAUAAAUUUUAGAAGUAAAGUAAAAUUGUUUAUUUUUAGGGUAAACCUAAGCAACAAUAUAUUGCUAAAAUUAAUAUAGUUUACAAAAUAAUAGGAAAGAAGGAGAAUAGAAAAAGUUAUUUUAUUUUAGAAAUAAAUGAUUUGAGGAAGGCUGAUGAAUUUUUUAAGACAAAUGAUUCUCUUAUGAAUAAUUAACAUACUUUUUCAAUUUAGACAACUAAUAAAGGUAAUAUGCCUGCUGUUUAAGAUCCAAGUGAAAGUUAUUUAGGAUCUUUAAAUGUAGACAAAGAAGAAGUAACACCUAAUAUUUCCAAGUAAUUCUAACCUGGAUUUUAAAGACUUUUGAAUAAAUUUGAAGGUAAGAAUUAAGCAUAAUAAAAUUACAUGGAUUUAUUGGGAAUAGAAUCAGCAAGAGAUAGUAUUAGUUAUGGCCCUUUAUCUUAAAGAAUAAAUUUCAUAAGUCCAUCAUCAAAAUAAUAGCAUAUGUAGGAAUUAAUAGAUAAAGAUUUUAUGGACAUAUAAAAUUAAUUGGAAGUAGGAAAUGAAGAUAUAGGAAAUGAAAUUGAAAUGGCUGAUUCAUCUAAAGUCAAAAGUAAUAGCAAAGAUCAAAAUUAAAAGAGCAAUAAUCUUAUUGAAAUAUUACAGAAUAAUAGAUUAAAUUAAAAAAAUGAAGAUUUAGAUAGAGAAGCUAAAAAAUCAAAAUCAAGCAUUACUUCUGGAACUUCAGGUGUUUCUGCUAUGUCUACAAUUAAAAAAUUUUAAUCAAAAACUGAAAUGACAAAUAGUCUAAGAAUUUUAGUGACUAUUAAUAUUAUAAUUAUGAUGAUAAUCCUUGCUUACAUAGUAGCACAUUUAUUGAAGAUUUCAUCUUACAAUAAUUAAACAUAAUAAACACUAUCAAACAUUAAUGGGCCAACAUUAUUUAAUAGAUAUUUUUUUAAAGUUUUCACAUACACAUGGAGUUUGGUUUUCAACAGUCUUGGAAUUAUUGAGAGUAGUGAUUUUUUGAUUACUUAAACAAUUGCAGAAAUGUAAGAUUUAGCCUCUGUUAUUUUUGAUAAUUUAAGGAAUAUGUAUGAUACUUUUAUUGGAAUAGAAUAAUCAGGAAUGCUUAGCUCUAUCAACUUAGAUUUUUUGUAUUAAAAUAAUGAAAAUGUUACAUAUACAUAUUUUAUAAAUAUCAUUUCUAAUGUAGCUGACACUUUGUUUCAAGCUCUCAAUUAUAACAUAUAGACUUUGAUUUAAUUAAUUGAUAGAAAUUACUUAGAUAAUUUACUUAUGCUUAGAUAUAAUUUAAAAAAUGUUGUCAAUAUGAAUUUUUAAUUAAUAGAUUCCCUUAAUGAAUUGUUUUUUUAAUAAUAAUAGAGUUAAUUAGAAGAAUUUUAGACAUAAAUAAUAAUAGAAAUAAUUUUAUUGGUAAUAGUUAUAAAUGUAUAAUUGACAUAUUGGAGAUAAAUAGAAUAAUAUAGUUAAUAAAUAUUGAUAUUAGUUGGAAGGCUAUAAUUGAAUUAAGCAUAAGAUAUGAUAACAAGAUUUACAGCAGUUACAGAAACAUUAAAAUAAUUAUCUGGAAAAUAUGGAUGGAAAAAGUAAAAUUAUUAUAAAUUACUUUUCUUUCCUUUAAAUUAGAUAGGAAUUGAAGCUAUGUAAACAUAAUCUAGAGUUCUUAAAGAAUAUCAAUUAUCUUAAGUUGGUAUGUAAUCAAUAAAGUUGAAUCAUAUUAUUGAAGACAGGAAAAAUUAUAAAAAAAAUCUAAAUGUUGUACUCAAUUCCAAAAUAAAUAAUCCAAAUACUACUAUAUGGAGUGCUACCAUAAUAAUUAUGAUAACUUGUCUUAUUUUUUUAUUUUAUCUUUUAGGAGGUUUUCUAUUAUUUAAAAAAUAAUAAAAUGAUUUAUUACCUACCUAAUAAUUAACUCUUGGUUUUAUUCGUUUUACUUCUCAAUUAGAUAUAGUUGUUAGUACAGCUUUUAUUACAAAAACUUAACCUAUUUUAUAUGAUUAAUUAGUUGAUAUGAAAUUUUAUUCAGAUAAAGAAAUGGAAAUUUUUAGGGACUAAAGAGUAAUAAUUUAAAUCUUCAUUUCGCUUUAUUCAAUUUAUUUUGAAAAUAUUACCUAAAUUUAUGAAAAUAUUAUUGAAUCUAACAAGAUUACAGAAGAAGAUGAAAACAUAUUAUUAAUGUUAUAUUCUAGUGAUUUCUGUGAAUUAUUAAGUGAAGAUAUUCCAUUUUGUAAUUAUGAUAAUACAACUAAUUUUUAUGAAUUAUACGGAAAGCCAACUAGAUUAGAUGAUAAUAGAGACUAUUUAAGUAAAGGAAUUUAAGGAGUUGUUAGUAGAUUAGAUUCAUUUUUCAAAUAAAAUUAUUAUUAUGAAACUAAUAAAGUUGAUUAUUAUCCAGACUUAGAUGUUGUAAAAGAUUUAUUUAAUACAAGAGAAUUUACAAAUACUUUAAUUGAACAUUUUUUAGAUACUACAGAUGGAACCAAUCUAUUUAUAGAUACAAUAAUGAAAUCUGUAAUAAAUAUUACUUAGAGUGAUCUAAAUUUAAUGUAUACUUAUUAUUUAGUGACUGGAUUGAUGUUAUUAUUAUUUUAUCUUUUAUUCUAUGGCUGCUGGAUUUAUAGAACAAAUUAAAGACUCAUAUAAUUAAGAUUAAUUUUAACCAAUUUGCCUAUUGAAGUACUGACAGAACAACAUACGUUAUCAUUACUCAAGAAGCUGUAAUGA
Paramecium pentaurelia is the source of this 5395-nucleotide messenger RNA. NCBI's taxonomy places the organism in Eukaryota, Ciliophora, Oligohymenophorea, Peniculida, Parameciidae. The record is from the annotation of a GenBank genome assembly.